AUGUAGUAUACAUCAAAACAUACGACGAUGAAGUGACAAUUUUGCGAAUGUCGUAUUUCUUAUGCGAAUACACAGGAAUUUUGCGCGACUGAAUUUGAUCCACGUUAACGAAAGAGGGAUAACGUCGUAUCGUCGAAAUCGCUGACAUUUCUCAUUACAAUCCUGUCACAAGAAUGUCUCCAGCACAUUAUUGGAAAUGACAAAUAUAUAAAUAUGACAAUUGUGUAAAUAGUUUGUAAAUUUUCCCGAAUUCUUAUUUUUGUGGGAGCUACAUAUGUGAUAUUCAAAAAUGUCACAAGGAAACGGUGCUGCUGUUGCAGUACCCAAUAAUCAAAACGGAGCAGUGGCGCACAAUCUUCACAGUCUUGCUGGUGUGAUAGGACCAGUUUUAAAUAAUAAUAAUAUGAAUAUAGCUAGAAAUAACAAUAAUCAAAACCCGUUGAUUAAUGUGCGGGACAGAUUAUUUCAUGCAUUAUUUAUCAAAGCUGCAUUAGCCUAUGCACGAACAUUUCCAAGGCCUGUCAGGAGAUUUAUAGAAUUUAUAGUUCUUUUAAAGGCAAUAUUGGCAUUUUUUGUAUUGGCUUAUAUCCAUAUAGUAUUUUCUCGUGCACCAACUAAUUGUUUAGAACAUAUAAGAGAUGAAUGGCCACGAGAUGGUAUAUUGAGAGUGGAAAUUCUUAGGAAUGGUGGCGAAGAUUAUAGCAUAGAGAAAAGUUAUGCCAAAGAGGAAAAAUUGAGACAAGAAAAAGUUGACGAUUUAACUAAUGCUUUAGGAAUAUUGAGCAGAGAUGGGUUUAUAAAUAUUGAACCAUCGGCUGUUGACGAAGAACGGGAUACUACAAAUGCAUCUGUUGAAGAUAGUCAUGAGAACUUGACAUCACGUGAGCAAGAUAUAAGGAGUGCAACAGUUUCUGGAGAGGCGCAAAAUUCUGAUCUAAGCACUACAAAUACAACGAUAAGCCCAUCAUUAUCAACUAAGCUUUGGAAUGGUUUAAAUACAGCUAAAGAAACAUUAUUUGAUGGAAAAUCAUCUGUUCCAAAUAUGGAAGGUAAUGCCACAGAAGUGCCCGAAACCAGUAAUCAUUCAAAUGAAGAUAAUGUGAUACCUUUAAAAGAUCGUAUAUUGGACGUUGAUAAAAUGGCUAGGGCUGAAGAUGGCUAUAUUGUGGAAUAUUCAUUGGAAUACGGCUUCUUGCGAUUAUCACCGGCAGCUCGACAAAGAUUAAAUAUUCCAGUCAAAAUUGUCACUUUGGAUCCGUCGAAUGACAAAUGUUUUGGUGAUGCAUUUUCAAGAUUAAUAUUAGAUGAAUUUUUGGGUUAUGAUGAUUUGUUGAUGGCAAGCAUCAAGACGUUGGCAGAACAUGAAGACAACAAGGGUUUCUUGCGGAAUGUGGUCACAGGAGAACAUUAUCGAUUUGUGAGCAUGUGGAUGGCGCGAACAUCAUACUUGGCCGCAUUUUUCGUCAUGCUCGUAUUUACGGUAUCCAUCUCAAUGUUACUGCGCUAUUCGCAUCAUCAGAUCUUCGUCUUUAUUGUUGAUCUCAUACAAAUGCUGGAAUUUAAUUUAACUGUGUCAUUGCCAGCAGCUUCCUUAUUGACAGUAAUUUUGGCGUUAGUGGGAAUGGAGGCGCUCAUGUCCGAAUUUUUCAAUGACACGACCACCGCGUUUUACAUAAUCUUGAUAGUGUGGCUUGCCGAUCAAUACGAUGCCAUCUGUUGCCAUACAGCUCUGACAAAGAGACACUGGUUAAGAUUCUUCUACUUGUACCACUUUUCUUUCUACGCGUACCAUUAUCGAUUUAAUGGGCAGUACAGCAGCCUGGCGCUCGUCACAUCUUGGCUCUUUAUACAGCACUCGAUGCUGUACUUUUUCCAUCACUACGAGCUGCCAGUGAUUCUGCAGCAAGCGCAGCUGCAACAACUUCUGUUUCGCAAUCACGCCCAACCUCAGCAAGCGCAGCCAGCGACACCCAGCACGGCUCCGACCACCCCGGGUCCUGGGUCGUCGCCGUCGUCGCCGGCGACACCUUCGCCUUCGCCGAGUCCAAACGACUCAUCGACACCUACGACGGAGCAGACGCAGCACAACUAUAUCGCCGAGCUGUCCCAACUCGAUCCGGAGCCUAGCGGCCCGGAAGAGGGACACGCGAGUGCCGAUACAGAGCAAACGUCCGCAUCAACGACAACAGCUGAUCGUGACAAUUCUGCUCAAGUGUCGGAAGACGCGACGGUAUCUUCCGCCGCGAAUACGGACGCGGUUUCUCUAGCCACCGGAGCUAGUCAACCGAGUUCGUCCUCCGAAGGCUUCGAGGUCAUCGAGUCUGCCGAGGCUGUACGCAAGGAGGCGACGUCCACCGAAGAUGGGGAGCAACAUUAGACUUUGUGCCGUGUGACAGAUGUACGGGUAGCCAUAGCGAAAGGAACGUCAUUUCCAUAUGAUUGCGGAUUUUCUCCUGUCAUCAUGGAAGAUUAAUGUUGUAAAGUAAUGCAAAUAUGGUCUUUAUGCAAGAAACGAACGAGGGCUUGAUUUUGAUGAAGGUAAGCUUAGAAGACGUUUCUUUAAGAACAAAUAGUUAUCGCGC
Molecule: messenger RNA, 2582 nt
Organism: Cataglyphis hispanica
Lineage: Eukaryota; Metazoa; Arthropoda; Insecta; Hymenoptera; Formicidae
Product: membralin
Exons: 13
Coding region: 290-2377 (695 amino acids)
Biological process (GO): positive regulation of ERAD pathway; response to endoplasmic reticulum stress
Cellular component (GO): endoplasmic reticulum
Source: RefSeq, a predicted model, not a curated record